GCAGACACCGGGCAGUGCGCGGCGGUCGCGCGAUCCGACCGCACACCGCUAUAGUCUGGGUAACCGUGUGCCCAUACGCUACCGUGACAUUAUCGCUACUCUACCUCGCCAACGCACGUGCGCAACAAUUCGAUAACUCUGAUAUCUCCGCACCCGCUAUUUCUAAAUCAUCUCAACUAAUCGAUGCCAAUUGCUCAUUAACUAUUCUCUUUGAAGUUAUCAAAGAAAAUUUGUUGAUGUGUAGAGACGCGGUGUUUCAUAUCUAAGUUUAUACAGUUCCGCGUCGUGAGUUGUAAUGAUUGUGCUCCGUGUAACAACGAAAGGUGACAUUUGCUCAGGAAAAUGAUCAAGCUAUUCAAGAGGAGGCUGUCUUUCAGUGGAGAAAAACAGAAGCAAACUUCCUCUAACUCUGCGGCAGACGCUUUUGAGCAAGAGGACAAAGCACGUUUUUCGGAUACGAGCUGGCAAAUUCAUCGAUCAUGGUCUCGCAACGGGAACCCGCUUCCGCUGUCGCCUCCGCCAAACCGCGCUGCGGCGGGCGCGGGCGCGUCCGCCUCCAGUGCGACCCCACCCUCUCGCAACGAUGAGAAUGGCAUCUAUGACACCAUCACUACUCGUGCGGUGAGCGCGCCUGUCACUCCAGGGACUCCUGCACCCUCCAGAGAACAUGGCGGGGUGCGGUCAGCGAGCUACCCGAGCGGCACAUCGGGCGCGGGUGUGGCGGGGCGGCUCGACCUGUGCUACGUUGCGGAGCGCAUGUUGGCGCUGCACUUGCCGAACAGAGACGCACAUGCCGAGGCCCAGGCCGCGCACAUGCUUACCAACAAGCAUGGCGAGCAUUUCAUGGUGUUCGAGGUGAGCGGUGGAGGGGAGGAGUACGGCGGGUGUGAGGAGGGCUUGGCGCGCACGGUGUUCGGUCGCGCGCGCAGCCUGGGCUGGCCGGGGGAACUCGCGCCGCCCCUAGAGCGCCUGUGCGCCGCCUGCAAGGACAUCGAGAGUUGGCUUGCCGCACACCCUAAGAACGUCGCCGUACUACUCGCCUGGGGCAACCGCGAGCGACUGGGUGUGCUGGUUGCGGCCUACAUGCACUACUCUGCCAUCUGUGGCGCGCCCGAGCACGCGCUCGACCGGUACGCCAUGCGUCGCUACCUCGACGACCGCGUGCCCGUCUUCCACUUGCCUUCUAACAAAAGGUACAUUGACACAUUCGCGGGUCUGCUGGCGGGCCAGAUUCGCGUCAACUCCGCGCCGUUACAACUGACGCACGUAAGCGUGGCAGGUGCGCUGGCGCCCUCCGCCGCACCCACUAUCGCCUUUCUCAAGAUAUACGAGAACUUCGUUUGCGUAUACACCUCUGGUCUGUACAUGGUGAGCGGCGGCGGGUGGACGGUGGGCGUGGGGCGGCUAGCGCUGCGCGGAGAUGUGCUGGUGCGCGCCUACCGUCGUCCUGCGCACGCGCCGCACACCCCGCACGCCGCGCAUUCUCCCACGCCCCGCCAGCUCGUCUUCGCCUGCCAGUUCCACACGUGCGCAGUCGCCGACCACACACUCUCCUUCACUAAGCAACAGCUAGAUCACGCUGCGCAUGAAGCGUCGUUCCCUUGCGAUGGGGCCGUAGAGCUGGUGUUUGUGCGGGGUGAGGGUGGCGGCGGCGCUGCACCCGCGCCUACGCCUGCCGCCCCGCUACGUGCCGCGCCAGACGCCAUCGCCCGCGCCGACUCCCUGGAGCACCUGCGCCCUCUCUCCACGCUCACUGACGAUGACACUGGUGACAACAACGGCAGCGCGGAGGGUUCCGGGUCAGGAGGGGAGGCUGGCGAGGGUGCGGAGGCGGCGCACACGUUCGGACCGCUUGACGGUUCCAUCUACGCCACGGUAGUGCGCGCCGGCGGCACCUCCUCACCGCUCACCGCCUCCAUGGACUCGGGCAUAUCGUCGGCGGGCCGGCGUGCCGCCCCCAGUCCGCCUGACGAGCUGGACGCGCUGCUGGGCGACAUGCUGCGUACGGUGAGCGCGCUGCCCGACCCGCCGCCCGCCACCGGCACUGCGCAGUCGCCCGCCGACCGCGUCGCCGACAUACCGUACCACGCGCGCGCUGACUCCGCGCCCUUCACCUACGGCGCACCCGGCCUGCGCCCCGGCAUGCUACGGUCCACGCACCGGCUGGCCAGCCCCGAGCUGGUGCGGCGCGCCUACCGCCCCACCAGCCCCGAGCGGCCUUCACCCUCGCCGCCGCCCCCACCGCACGCUCCGCUCUCCCCCGUCACCUUCCGCAAGUUUUCACAAGAACAAGUCAUCACCACCUCCAACACACCGAGACAAUCCUCUCCGACACAAAAUGGACGAUGGAUGAAUGGUGAUACAGAAUGGUUAGAUAGGCCUCCGAGCAUCGCCCGAAAGACCACUCCUGAAAAUGGAACCUGGCGAUCCAACAGUACCCUUGGCUGGCAGGAAACCCGGGAAACCUCUAAAGAGAUCAGACGGGAACCGCGCAGAUCGGAGAGCAAUGCUGAAGCCAGCUCCGGCCUCACCUGGCUGCAGAGGCAGCAGCAGAAACUGAGAGAGAGAAAGGAAGCAAGGGAAAGAGUCGCUCGACUACCGCUCGAGUGGGAUACUUCGUCUUCCCGAAAUGUGCGUCGCUCCGCAAGUCAUCGCGUGGAUGGAUACACGAGCGACACGACCGCGUUCGCCGACGACGAUGACGACUUUGCAGUGCCGCUGCACGUCAACACUCGCGCGCCGCCGCGCUCGCACGCCGUCAGCCCGCUGGCGCCGGACAGGACCUCAUCUAGAAAGUUCAUGUAUGAAAAGAUGACAAUGCGCGAGUGGAGCGCCGGCAGCACGCCGACCACGCCUGCGCCCGGUCUGUUGUCCCUCGCGGAGCCUGUAAACGACACUAUGAGCCGUGAGCAGUCGGAGAGCUGGUCGCGGGCGGAAUCGCGCGCUGAGUCGCGGACGGAAUCGCGCACAGAGUCACGCGCGGGAACGCCAGCCUUCCCCACGUAUCCGCGCACGCCCUACCCGCCCACGCCCACACCGACGCCCACUCCAACGCUCACGCCCACGCCUACACUUACGCCCACGCCCUCGCUCAACGCACGACCGCCGCGCUCGCCGCCCGUCACCAGGAACCAGCUUACGCUACCGUAUAAGGCAAUACUCCACAUAAAGGAGCGCGAAAGUAGCCCAGAAUCGGAUUACCGUGCGUACAAUGGCGCGGCGGUGGGCGCGGGCACGGGCCCAGGGGUAGCGGGGAGUGCAGGGCCGGUGGAGCCGCACCACGUGGCGCCGGAUCGCGUGCGCUUCGCCCGCGACACCAGCCACUACUGGUACAAGCCCAACAUCUCGCGCGACGACGCAAUAUCAGCCUUGCACGGUCUGGAGGAGGGUUCGUUCAUUGUGCGCGACUCGAACUCGUUCCCGGGCGCGUUCGGUCUGGCGGUGCGUGCGGGCCCUGGCGGCGGCGUGCGGCACUUCCUGGUGGAGCCAGCGGCGCGCGGCGUGCGGCUGCGCGGCUGCCCGGACGAACCAGUCUUCAGCUCGCUCUCCGCGCUCGUGUACCAGCACACGGUCACCCCGCUCGCACUGCCCGUGCCGCUCAGGCUACCCGACAGGGACCCGUGGGCGGGCGGCGGUGUGACGGCGGCAGCGCGCGCGCUGCUGGCGACGGGUGCGGCGUGCCACGUGCUGCUGCUAGGUGCCGACAACACCGAGGCGCUCACCGGACCAGCCGCAGUUAAGCGCGCCGUGCACAACGUACUGCAGAAGAAGGGCGAAGCGCACGUGGUGCACCUGAAGGUGUUCGGCGGCGGCAUCACUCUGACGGACGCGGCGCGCAAGCUGUUCUUCCGACGCCACUACCCCGCCGCCGCGCUCUCCUACGCCGGCCUCGAUCCCGACGAACGUCGCUACACCUACCGCGACUCGCCCAACGCAAUACCUACCGAAAAACGCAUAUUUGCAUUCGUGGCGCGCACAUCCGCGGGCUCGGACAAUCAGUGUCACGUGUUCGCCGAGCUUGAGCCCGAGCAGCCCGCAACCGCCAUUGUCAACUUUGUUAAUAAGGCGCUCCUUGGAAACAUGCAAAAGAGGGACAUCAUUUAAGAAAUUUUAUAGCCAAACUACAGAUUCCCGAGUGAUAAAAAAUACUCGCCCAGAAUGAAGUUUUUCAAAAUUUAAGGAAAACAAAUUGCUUCGUUUUAUAUUUCAACUUAACAGCCAUCGUAAAUGUAUUUGAGGCAGUUAUUUAGUUAUACUUUACUAUUCCAUAUUAUCUUUCCAAAUAAAGUUGUUAAUCUUUUUCAAUGUGAAAUUAUUUUUAAGAAUAACUUUUAUGUCUAAAUUUAUACUUACCGAGCACAAUUAACCAACAAAAUU
Messenger RNA from Papilio machaon (common yellow swallowtail), 4377 nucleotides. RefSeq names its product tensin (gene by). The transcript has 21 exons. The coding region runs from base 343 to 4104 and encodes 1253 amino acids. Gene Ontology annotation, molecular function: protein binding. Lineage: Eukaryota; Metazoa; Arthropoda; Insecta; Lepidoptera; Papilionidae. The record is from RefSeq and is a predicted model, not a curated record.